AUAAGGUCUUAUUUUUCUUUGGUGAAACCUUACAUUAGAGAUCAGUCUUAGAGAAUCACCCCCCUCCUAUUUUGUCGCCACUUAUUACAGUAUAAAUACCAAAAAAACCAACAUAAACCAAUUUAUGAACGAAAAAAAUAAUAAACAUGCUAACACGCAGGCGCGCUGCCAUCACCAUCAGGCAAAAUGCCGGCCAUCUACAUCUACAAGUACAACAGAUUCGUCGACGGCGUCAUCGCCAGGAUCAACAAGAUGCUGGGCAAAUCCUACGAUCCGGUGCGCGUCAAACUCGACGCGCUCGAGUACAAAUCCAAGAAGACCACAGUCAAGGCGACCAACAAGAAUCACAAGAAGAAAGGGUCUAAAGGAAGCAAGAAGAGGAAGCAACAGCAGCAGCAGCCGCAGCAGCUGCAGAAGAAGAACAAGAUUGGGGAUAAUGAGAAGAAGAUCGAAGAGCCGAUGACCAAUAAAAUGGGGGAGAUGACCGUUGCCAGGGAGGAGAAUCGCAUCAAAAAUGAAGAAAACGCGUCCAGAGAAUCCUCCUUCGUCCUCAUCUCCAAGACGGGCCCAACGCUGAUAGAAGAAACGAAAAAUUUGACUUCUGAAUUACGAGCAGCGUCUACCAACAAGCAGAAAACGAAGAAGAAAACCACAUCAAGCGGAGGAGCAACAGCGGGAGGCGGACAAAAGAAGAAGAAGAAGAAUAAGAAGAACGGGACGCAAGUCUCCAGAGCGACGUUGUUCGGGCUGAGCACCAUCCGCAGGAACGGUGACGUCACUGUUAACGUGCUCAAGGAUCGCACGUUGCUCAAGUCCAAUUUCCUGAUGGGGCCCUUGACGUUGCGCGUCGAAAGAGAGACGGGAAAGGGAGCUAGAAGAGAAGUGAAGAGCGCCACAGCGACUACAGCCGAGAUGUUCGGAAGAUUGAAUAUGAAGAUAAUGCACGGUGGUUCGGCCACAUUGCAAACUAUACGGGUCCUCCAGCCGAAAUCGGUUCGAGUGGACAGCGCGGACAAUCACGACAAAACCAGGGAGUACGUAUGGAAAAGAAGCGCCAAUAUAGCAACAAUGGUAACCAGAAAAUUGGCCACAGUCGUCAAAUCACUAUUAAAACAGUAAAAUAGUCUCUUUUAGAGGAAGAAAAUUAUUCGAUAUAGAUAUCUUUUACCGAAUCAAUAGUAUUAUCUAAUGGUGAUAUAAUUUU
Messenger RNA from Phyllotreta striolata, 1204 nucleotides. The record is from the annotation of a GenBank genome assembly. NCBI's taxonomy places the organism in Eukaryota, Metazoa, Arthropoda, Insecta, Coleoptera, Chrysomelidae.